Messenger RNA from Teleopsis dalmanni, 1414 nucleotides. RefSeq names its product RNA-binding protein 42. Lineage: Eukaryota; Metazoa; Arthropoda; Insecta; Diptera; Diopsidae. The transcript is spliced from 3 exons. The coding region runs from base 173 to 1093 and encodes 306 amino acids. The record is from RefSeq and is a predicted model, not a curated record. Gene Ontology annotation, molecular function: mRNA binding.
UUCCUAGAAAUUUUGAGUUCGUUGUAUGGGCUGUUUUUUUGCCUGACUUAUCAUUUUAUUCCACAUCGUUUCUAAGUUGAGCGUUCAGUAAGUUGUCAGUUUAUUUUAGUAUUUCACUGUGAAAGGUGGGUGAAGAGUUGAUUUGGUGUUAAAUAAUAAAUGUUUUGUAAUUAUGGGAACUAAAAGAAAAAAUAUAGAAGAUGAACUUUCCCGUUUUGAAGCGGAAAUAUCAAAACCUACAACAACCAUUCCGGUACGAAAUUUGUUUGUACCAAAUCAGGUGCGUCCGAUAAUUGCAGCAAACACGUACACGACAGUACAGCAAAAAUUACAACAACAACCAAUAAAUAUAUUAGGCCCAUCUCCUGUUUCAGCACCAUCCAGGCCAGCGCCUGCACCACCACCAGCAUUUCUACCAACAUUUGUGCCAACUCAAGUUACGGGUAUGGCACCGAAACAAUCUAGCAUCGCAAGCACUCCGAUUGUAUUGAGUAGCGCACCAAAGUUAUACCAAAGCAGGCAGACAGUAAAUGUUCCUAGCGCGCCACACAUUGAUAUUAAUAAUAUACAGUUUGAUGUAACGCAAAAAUUAAAAAAACUCAAAGCUGAAAAAUCUGGACCAAAUCCUAUAGCAGAAGAAGCAAUUAAGGCUGCACGUGCCUCGUCAGCUUUACAGUCAUUCCAGUCAAACGAACGCAAAAAGAAAGAUCGCAAAACUGUACGCAUAGCUGGCGGCACUGUCUGGGAGGAUCCUUCCCUAGCAGAUUGGCCUGAUGAUGACUUUCGUAUAUUUUGUGGUGAUUUAGGCAAUGAUGUUAAUGAUGAGUUAUUAACGCGCACGUUCAAUAAAUAUCCAUCAUUUCAAAGAGCACGCGUUAUACGUGAUAAGCGCACUGGAAAGAGUAAGGGUUUCGGGUUCGUUAGUUUUCGUGAACCUGCAGAUUUUAUACGCGCUAUGAAGGAAAUGGAUGGACGUUAUGUUGGUAGCCGUCCCAUUAAGUUGCGUAAAAGUACUUGGAGGCAACGCAGUCUUGAUAUUGUUAAGAAAAAGGAACGUGAGAAGCAGUUACUAUUACAAUCUUUUAAUACAUAAAUUCUAUUUAUUCAAUUUGUGCGAAUUUUAGUAUGAAUCUAGUUGUGUUUGGCAAAAAAAAACUUUUGGACAAUAAACAGUCAUUAUUUUUUUUUUGGCAUUCGUUUGUAUUUAUAUUCGUUUUCGGAUCUUGCAUACGUAUAUGAUAUUACGAAAAUCGUAGUUAAAUGCAUUACACAAGUGAAGCUAUUGUCCAACAAUUCAGCCAAUUCUUAAAGAACUAUAGUUUCAAGUCCCAUAUAUAUGGACAUUUGGGUUCGAUAUGUUUACACAUGAGUUUAGGUAAAAUUCGAUUGACUUGGACAUAUUAAUUUUUUUAGG